Molecule: messenger RNA, 680 nt
Organism: Phaethon lepturus (White-tailed tropicbird)
Lineage: Eukaryota; Metazoa; Chordata; Aves; Phaethontiformes; Phaethontidae
Gene: RCHY1
Product: ring finger and CHY zinc finger domain containing 1, E3 ubiquitin protein ligase
Exons: 8
Biological process (GO): ubiquitin-dependent protein catabolic process; protein ubiquitination
Cellular component (GO): nucleus
Molecular function (GO): zinc ion binding; ubiquitin protein ligase activity
Source: RefSeq, a predicted model, not a curated record
UGUACGCCUGCCGCCUGUGCCACGACGGCGCCGAGGGGCACCGGUUGGACCGCUUCCGUGUAGCCGAGGUGCAGUGCACCCGCUGCCGCCUGCUGCAGAAGGCCCAGCAGCGCUGCGAGGGCUGCCAGAGCCUGUUCGGCGAGUACUACUGCGGUAUCUGCCAUCUUUUCGACCGCGACAAGAAGCAGUACCACUGUGCCGAGUGCGGUAUCUGCAGGAUUGGUCCAAAGGAGGAUUUUUUCCACUGUUCAAAAUGCAAUUUGUGUCUAAGCUUGAGUCUUCGAGGAAAGCACAAGUGUAUCGAAAAUGUCUCCAGGCAGGACUGUCCGAUAUGUUUGGAGGAUAUUCACACAUCUCGAGUUGGAGCUCAUGUUCUGCCCUGUGGUCACCUUCUUCACAGAACGUGUUACGAGGACAUGCUAAAGGAAGGUUACAGGUGUCCUUUGUGCAUGCACUCGGCUUUAGAUAUGACGAGAUACUGGCGUCAGCUGGAUGACGAAGUAGCGCAGACUCCUAUGCCCACAGAGUAUCAGAACAUGAUGGUGGAGAUCCUUUGCAAUGACUGCCAUGCCCGGUCUACAGUGCAGUUCCAUCUCCUAGGCAUGAAGUGCAAAAACUGUGAAUCGUACAACACCGCCCAAGACGGAAGAUGCCGGCUCUCUGCGGAGGAGCAGCAGUGA